Messenger RNA from Cataglyphis hispanica, 2383 nucleotides. RefSeq names its product phosrestin-2-like. Gene Ontology annotation, cellular component: cytoplasm. NCBI's taxonomy places the organism in Eukaryota, Metazoa, Arthropoda, Insecta, Hymenoptera, Formicidae. Gene Ontology annotation, biological process: signal transduction; G protein-coupled receptor internalization. The coding region runs from base 1 to 1053 and encodes 350 amino acids. The transcript is spliced from 6 exons. The record is from RefSeq and is a predicted model, not a curated record. Gene Ontology annotation, molecular function: G protein-coupled receptor binding.
AUGCGGGGCGUGUACGGGCGCGAUACGGUGUUCCACGAGCCACGUGUGGCCGCGACGGGAUCGGGGCAGCGGGUCGACGAGGUCGAUUAUGACGUGCUCCCAGGGGCGGCUUAUGUCUCGGAGCGGGCAGAUGAGAGAUUGCACCGUAAAACCACAGUCAAAAUGGGCAUUCGGGUGAUCCAGCGAACCGCAAAACCACCAUUACCUUCAACAACUAUAUACAGUGUGCCUCCGUCUCAAGUACCAUCGAUCGGUUCGAGAACCCAAGGAUGCAAAACAAGAGUGGAGUUCGCAGAAAAUGAAAUCAUCGAAGAUGACGAAAAUGUAGGACCGCAUGCAGCGGUGGAAAAGCCAUUUUUAUUAAGUGACGGUCGCAUUGGAUUGGAAGCAAGACUAGAUCGUGCGAUUUAUGCUCAUGGAGACUCAAUCACUGUCCACAUCAAUGUCAACAACAAAAGCAGCAAAUCCGUAAGAAGAAUAAAGGUAUUUGUCGUACAACAUGUGGAUGUUUGUAUGUUCAGCAAUGGCAAAUUCAAGAAUGUUGUGGCCCUUGUAUCUUCGCAAGAAGGCUGUCCUGUGAGUCCAGGUAGUACUUUGAAAAAAUCUUACACUCUCAAACCUAUUAAAGGUUCAACCAAAAAUUGGAUCGCCUUAGAAGAUAGCUACACAAAAACUGGAGCAACUUUAGCAUCAACGGUCAUUUGUCCUGGAAAUGGAACCGAUGAUAGAAAUGUCUUUGCGAUUUACGUAUCUUAUUAUGUAAAGGUCAAACUGUUGAUCUCGGCGAUGGGCGGAGAAGUUUCUUUGAAGUUACCGUUCGCGCUCAUGCAUAGUAACACAGAUCCGGAUCUCGUAGGAUUCCCAUCUCCUAUCCGAGAAGCGUCAAAACAAUUUGAAAAGAGCAUAAACGAAAUUACGGAAAGAUCAAGCAAACAGGAUAGCAAUAAUCACAGGAAUAAGGAAAAUAAGCUAGAGGCUAUUAAGGAGCAGGAGAAGGAGUCGAGAAUGACUGACGUGGAUCUGAUAGAACACUGUGAGGAAAAUGACAUCUGAGAGCGGGCGCAACGAGACGACGCGAUGUCGCAGCCGUCAUCUGUUAAGAAAAGCAGCGACACGAAGACCACGAAAAAUUCGAAUCAUAAGACAUGCAGACUCAGCGUUACCAUUCAGAGAGCUUGGUGCUGCUUCAGAAGAGCCUCUUAGUAAACGAACGAGUCAAAAUCUCAGAGUCUCAUAUGAAUGAUGAUAACAUAUGAGUGAUUAUGUCUAUUUACAUCAUCAUUGUAAUUCCUUCUAUUUUUUCGGGGGAAAAUAUAUCUUGUAAAAAUUGCACAGAUAGAAAAACAAAUGCGUAGCAGAUCUUGUAAAUUCUCACAAUUGAUGGCUGCAAAAUAAAUGUGAGUUUUGUAUGUUUUAAAGAUGACAAAAAAUACAGAUUCAGAAGUUAUCAGAUUAAUUUUAAAAACAGUAAAAAGCUUCUUGGAACUUUUCAUGAAAAGAAUUUUAUAGAAGCGCGAUUACAAUUAAAUGAUCAUAUUUUUUGAACUGUUGAGUAUGCACAAAAAAUUGUACUCCAUGUAUUGGUUGAUUUCGUAUUAUUACGCACAUUGUGAUAAAAUUUGAUUGUUCUCGAAAAAAGAAAGACUAUUUAAGUAUAAAUGUUAUUGCUGUUUAAUUAAGUGUGUGAAAUUGCAAAUUAUUAGAGUAUCAUACAGAAGUAAGAAUAUAAGUAUCACAUUUGAAGUAAGAACAUAAAUUUUAUUGAAAAUAUGUACUAAUGAGAGACAAAAAUACUUCAAAAUUUUUACUACAAGAAGGAAAGAUCUCUCAAGAGAUAUAUUUCUAUAUAUUUAAAUACCCCACUGAAUAAUAUUCAUGUAAUAUAUUAUACGUAAUAUAUUCUUAUAAUCUAUUAAAAUUAUAUACUGGGUGUCCCCAUCAGCGCCGAUCUUUAGCCGGAUACACGUCAGUGAGCUGUGCGCCUGAUAGUGGUGCGCCGCUGUGACAGCUGACGCACACUAUCAGGCGCGCGGCUCAUCAGCGCUUGUCUAAAGAUCGGCGAUGAUUGGCCAGACUUUACUCAAUAAUAUAUCUUUUAUUAAACGUUAUUCAAAAAAAUGGUACAGGACUUUUCGACUCAGUUUGGCCCAAUCUACCUUCACACUUCGGGUGUGUCAAAAGUUUCGGGACACUCUGUAUAUUGCUAAUUACGUAAAAUCUCGUGAAUGUAUAUUGUUUUAAAUUUUUUGUGUCUAUAUCUUUCUACAUCUAUUAUAUGAAAGAUCUUUUACUGCCAUCUUAAUUUUAUAAUCAGGUUUUAUGUUCAUUAUUUCAGAAAUCUAAAAAAAUGAGCAAAGCAUACACUCUUACAUAAAUAAAAAAA